This is a messenger RNA of Sipha flava (yellow sugarcane aphid), 909 nucleotides long. RefSeq lists its product as uncharacterized. Lineage: Eukaryota; Metazoa; Arthropoda; Insecta; Hemiptera; Aphididae. The transcript is spliced from 7 exons. The record is from RefSeq and is a predicted model, not a curated record. Bases 255 to 821 code for a protein of 188 amino acids.
UCGACCCUUGCAGAGAAAUUCGGACUUGGUCGUUGUGUCAUUGCGUCAGAGACUGCCCGAGGAUUCCGAUCAGUCACUAUUCCGCUCAACUAAUUAAAAUCAUCUCCGAGUUCUGUCACUGCACUUUCUUACACAUAUAUCGCACUACUUGGAUCAUUUUCGUUUUCGUAUAUAUAGCAUACGUUUCUUGUGUAUGUGAGUGUUAUUUUGUCGGUAUUCUCGAAUAUCUGCCAUAAUAAUAGUAAAUUGCCGAUAUGUUGAUGUGGUUAAUUAUUGCAAUUUUUACAAUUGGAAACUUUGUAAUUCCAAUUGAAUCAAGUCUAUCAUUCCUGGAGGAACAUUCAAUAGUUAUAUCAUCGUCAGACAAGUUCUGUCUCGAAUUUCCUCCUUCUUGCUCCAGGAUUGAACUAAAUAAAGACUUAUCUGACGUUGAAAUAUUCCAAGAAGUAUUUUGCCCAUCUAAAGCAAGAUUUCGGUGUCUAGAAGAAUUUGGUCGGCGUUGCAUUUCUACGAACAUACAAUAUUACGAUUUCUUAAUGAAAGUUGUGGAUAAGAAUCGCUCUAUGAUCCACAAACUUCAACUUUGCUCUGACGGACCUUACAAGAAAGAACAUUUGGAACACGCUCAUUGCUUAGUAUCCAUGUUUCUAUCCAGUAGUAGCAUACCACUCUGCGCAUCGGUAGAAGACUAUAAACAUAGACACCAUAUGGGCGCCAAAGAAUCUGAGUGCAUACUUAACGCCGUUGGGAAGCACUGUGGUAGGCGAACAGAAAUGUUUUUCGACCUAUACAUACUUAAAAAUCCAGGCCGUAUAUAUUGAUAAAACAAAUAAACAACUAGUGUCCGAGUUAACAUUUCAAUUAGACCAGACGAAAGGAUUUAUAGAAAACUCCAACUCAAAAUAUACA